Penicillium daleae is the source of this 945-nucleotide messenger RNA. RefSeq lists its product as uncharacterized. NCBI's taxonomy places the organism in Eukaryota, Fungi, Ascomycota, Eurotiomycetes, Eurotiales, Aspergillaceae. The transcript has a single exon. Bases 1 to 945 code for a protein of 314 amino acids. The record is from RefSeq and is a predicted model, not a curated record.
AUGACGUCUGACACGCUGUUGGAGUGCUUCGAUGCGGUCGGAGAAACUAUUCAUCUCUAUGAACCUCCUGUUGAAACCUUCCCAGAUACUGCUUCGCCGUCCCUGGUGAUCCUAUGCACCUGGGUCGGCGGCGCGACCCCUCGGCGUAUCAACAAGUACCUGGCCCAGUAUCAGGAAAUAUUUCCAACAUCUUCUCUCCUCUUGAUAACAACAGGUGUGUCCGACACGGCUUUCCGACCACUCAAAUGGAUACGUGCCAAUCUGAAACCCGCCCGCGAUGCCAUAAGACGGAUCGUGGGUCGUGAGAAUGUCGAAAACACGGCCAAACCUAAUAGUCGCCCGCGCGGCAUCCUCCUCCAUCUAUUUUCCCACGGUGGUGGCAACAUUGCUAGUCAACUCGCGCUCUCGAUGAAGGCAGGACCCGACCGUGGCGCAAUAUUCUUCUCUAAUCUUCGCACUAUCAUCUUGGACUGCUGCCCUGGCGACGAUACAUUCGCUCGAAUGUAUGCGGCUACUCGGGUAUCUGUGCCACAGACCCCCGUUGCACAGUUCCUGGGUAAUACUGUUAUGUACCCGGCACUGGCCGUAGUCAAUGGAUUCCAGCAUGCUGGAUUGGCGCGCGCCGUAAAGGACCUGCGAGACGUCCUGAAUGAACCCUCUACUUUUGGUUCGAUGCCGAGGCGGUUGUUUAUCCAUUCCAAAGAGGACAUCGUAAUAGGAUGGGAAGAUGUGCAGUUGCAUCUUGAAGAUGCUCAGAAUCGGGGAUACUCCGUUGGUCAGGUGCUUUUUGAACGAGGUCCACAUUGCGGAUUGGUCAUGGAAGAUCCUAAUCGGUAUUGGGAGGCUGUGAAGAAGUUUUGGGCCGGUGAGGAUGUUUGGGAUGUCAAUCCCGACCCGAGUCGAGCUACCACCAAGAAACAGGCGAACCUUCGCAGCCGUCUCUGA